ACACGAUUCAAAGAGAGUGCAACCGAGUUUGUCACACAUGCUUCUCCAGUCUUUCGUGUAACAUCGCCAUGGUAAUGGUAGUCUAAUAUAUGUAUGUCACUGUCACACACACACACACACUCGCAGAUAGUCUCAAAGUGAAGGCGCGUGAACUUUCCUCUCCCUUUCACCCUUAUUCCAUUUCUUCCUCAAUAACUAACAAAUACACACAGAUCGCCGCUUAUUCCCAAUCCCAUGGCAAUGCACCGGAAAUUCAAAUUCCGGCCACCGCCGCCACCUGCUUUUCCCGAAUAACCUGAUUGAUACCUUUGAACAUGUAAUCAAAUAUACCAUUGAAGAAAAGCAGACUUUCCAUUCCAAUUUGAAAUCAUCACUUCACUUGCAAUGGCGAGUACCACACCCUCUGCUGACUCUGCUUCAGCAGAUGAAGUUACCGCAAAAGCCGUUCACAAGCGCUACCAAGGGUUGCUCACGGUUCGAACCAAAGCUAUAAAGGGCAAAGGAGCUUGGUAUUGGCCGCACCUGGAACCCAUGUUGCUGCACAACACCGAAACGGGCCUCCCCAAAGCGGUUAAACUCAGGUGCUCCCUAUGCGACGCCGUUUUUUCCGCUUCCAAUCCUUCACGCACCGCUUCUGAGCAUCUCAAGCGCGGAACCUGCCCCAAUUUUAAUUCCGCUGCCAAACCAGUCUCCUCCGUCUCCCCCUCCCCCGCCGCCGCCAUGGCCGUCUCGCCGCCAUCCUCUCCGACCAACCACAACCACCACCACCGCAAGAGAAAUUCCGCUUCGUCGUACGACGCGCCUCCGCCGCCGGUGGUGGACCCGUCGCGAUUCUUCGGGGAGCUCACGUACGCGCCGCCGCGGCAACAACCACAUUUGGUGUUAUCCGGUGGAAAGGACGAUUUGGGAGCUUUGGCUAUGUUGGAGGACAGUGUGAAGAAGUUAAAGAGUCCCAAAACUUCACCUGGUCCAACUCUAACCAAAACUCAAAUCGAUAGCGCCUUCGAUUAUCUCGCUGAUUGGGUCUACGAGUCUUGUGGCUCUGUCUCUUUCUCCGCUCUUGAGCACCCCAAGUUCAGAGCGUUUCUCAACCAGGUUGGGUUGCCAACAGUGUCUAUCAGAGAGCUCACUGGAAGUAGAUUGGAAGCGAAGUUCGAAGAAGCUAAAGCAGAUUCAGAAUCGCGAAUCAGAGAUGCUUUGUUCUUUCAAGUAGCCUCGGUGGGGUGGAAAAGGAAGGUGAAGAAGUACUGUGAAGAGAAGUUGGUUAACAUGAGCGUGAAUCUCCCCAAUGGGACCAGUUUGCACAGAAGGACAGUGUUAGUUACAGGUUCUGCUCCUUCCAAUUAUGCAGAAGAGGUUUUGUGGGAGACAGUAACCGGCAUUUGUGGGAAUGUCGUGCAACAAUGUGUUGGUAUAGUUGCGGACAAGUUUAAGAACAAGGCCUUGAGAAACUUGGAGAAUCGAAACCCUUGGAUGGUUAACCUUUUUUGUCAGUAUCAAGGCUUCAAUAGUUUGAUCACGGACUUCAACAAGGAGCUCUCAAUAUUUAGCACCGUUACACAGAAUUGUGUCAAGCUCGUGAGUUUCAUCAAUUUCAAGUCCAAAGUGAGGAGUAGUUUUGACAAGUGCCAACAGCUGGAGUACGGGCACGCCCGGUUGCUCCGAAUGCCAUUGCCCUCGCUCGAGUUUGAGUCUUUUGACACUGUGUAUGCAAUGAUGGAGGAUGUGUUGAGUUCGUUUCGUGCGUUGCAGUUGGUGCUGUUGGAUGAGAACUUCAAAAUGGCGACAAUUGAAGACCUGAAUGCGAGGGAAGUCGGGGACAUGAUUCGAGAUGUGGGGUUUUGGAAUGAUUUGGAGGCGGUGCAUUCGUUGGUUAAGUUGGUGGAGGAGAUGGUUCAAGAGAUUGAGACAGAGAGGCCUCUUGUAGGGCAAUGCCUUCCCCUUUGGGGAGAGUUAAGGGCAAGAGUGAAGGAUUGGUGCUCCAAAUUCCAUGUUGCAGAAGGAGCAGUAGAGAAAGUCAUUGAGAAACGGUUCAAGAAAAACUACCAUCCUGCUUGGGCUGCGGCUUACAUUCUUGACCCGCUUUAUUUGGUUAGGGACACGAGUGGCAAGUAUCUUCCACCGUUUAAUUACUUGACGCUGGAACAGGAGAAGGACGUGGACAAGCUCAUAACAAGGCUUGUGUCAAGGGAUGAGGCUCAUAUUGUGUUAAUGGAAUUAAUGAAAUGGAGAACACAAGGGCUUGAUCCUGUGUAUGCUCGUGCUGUGCAGAUGAAGGAAAGAGAUCCUGUUACUGGGAAAAUAAGGAUUGUGAAUCCACAAAGUAGUAGACUUGUGUGGGAGACUUAUCUCACUGAGUUUAAGUCCUUGGGAAGAGUUGCAGUUAGGCUGAUUUUCCUUCAUGCAACCUCGCGUGGCUUCAAAUGUAAUUGGUCUUCGUGGAGAUGGGAGUGUAGCCAAGGAAAUUCCAGAGCAGCACUAGAUAGGGCGCACAAGUUGAUAUUUAUUGCAGCUCAUUCCAAAUUGGAAAGAAAGGAUUUUUCCGGUGAUGAAGAGAAGGAUGCAGAGUUGCUUAGCUUGGCAAAUGGUGAGGAUGAUGUGCUAAACGAGGUUUUUGUGGAGACAUCCACAGCGUGACAAUUUUUUAUAGGAAUUUUAAUCUUUAGGAUUCAUUGAAUUCUUUCCACUACCCCCUCUUCUUUUCUCUUGUGUCUUCUUCUUCUUCUUCUUCUUCAACCCUUUAAUUUAUUUUCUUAUUUUUGGUAUUUGUUACUCGUUCGGAGGAUUUUGGUGCAGUCAUUGGCAAUUGAAUUUCGUAUUUCUGAUGCCUGGAAUCGUGCGUGAUUCGAGCAACUUCCCAUCGUUCAUCAUAGCAUGAUUUAUUUUCAAGUUGUUAAAUAUCAUGGGAAAGGAUAUGUAUCUUCUUGUUGUUUGUAAAGCUAGAGAAAGUGCAUGACCAGCAGUUACAGAACGGGAAGACCAGAAGAGUGUUGUAGAAAUUGUAUGUUCCUUUUGAGAUUAAUAAUAUUUGUAAAGGGGAAGUUUAUUUAUUUAUUUUUAUCGAUUCUCCUUUAAAUCUAUGAUCGAAUCUUUGCUCAAACUUUAUCCCCAAUUUGGAAUGUAAAAUCAGGAGUGAGCAAUGUGGCAUAUUAUUGUUAA
Glycine soja is the source of this 3159-nucleotide messenger RNA. RefSeq lists its product as uncharacterized. The transcript has a single exon. Lineage: Eukaryota; Viridiplantae; Streptophyta; Magnoliopsida; Fabales; Fabaceae. The coding region runs from base 385 to 2637 and encodes 750 amino acids. The record is from RefSeq and is a predicted model, not a curated record.